AACAAAAUGGCAAGAACCAAGCAGACCGCUCGUAAAAGCACCGGAGGCAAAGCCCCCAGGAAGCAGCUGGCCACCAAGGCUGCGCGGAAGAGCGCCCCGGCCACCGGCGGUGUCAAGAAGCCUCACCGUUACAGGCCCGGUACCGUGGCUCUGAGAGAGAUCCGUCGCUACCAGAAAUCUACUGAGCUGCUCAUCCGCAAGCUGCCCUUCCAGCGCCUGGUGAGAGAAAUCGCUCAGGAUUUCAAGACCGAUCUGCGCUUCCAGAGCUCCGCUGUCAUGGCUCUGCAGGAGGCAAGCGAGGCCUACCUGGUCGGCCUUUUUGAGGACACCAACCUGUGCGCCAUCCACGCCAAGAGGGUUACCAUCAUGCCCAAGGACAUCCAGCUGGCCCGCCGUAUCCGCGGAGAGAGAGCUUAA
Pleuronectes platessa (European plaice) is the source of this 417-nucleotide messenger RNA. Its product is annotated as histone H3. Gene Ontology annotation, cellular component: nucleosome. The transcript has a single exon. Lineage: Eukaryota; Metazoa; Chordata; Actinopteri; Pleuronectiformes; Pleuronectidae. Gene Ontology annotation, molecular function: structural constituent of chromatin; protein heterodimerization activity; DNA binding. Bases 7 to 417 code for a protein of 136 amino acids. The record is from RefSeq and is a predicted model, not a curated record.